GGGACAGGGUACUCUCCCCGUGUCCGAGAUCACCGUAAAAUAUCCCACUAGGCCCUCUUGUCCGAUUGAUCUAGGCUCUAGCUGUACAGCGGAGUUUUACCAAUCAACUAUUAAAACGAAAGAAACGAAGAUCUGCGCAACUCUCUCUCUCUCUCUCUCUCUGAGCGAGUUGCGUCAAAGCGCGUGGCGGAUCUCUCCGGGGGCUUCACCGUCACCUGCAAAGGCUGCGGAACUAGAGAAGCUUCUCCAUCUGUCGCAAAAUUCAGUAGGAAUUGUGAUGGCUAACCGACUGAAGGAGGAUGAACGAAAUGAACGAAUCAUACGAGGCCUGCUCAAACAUGCUGAGAAUCGGAGAUGUAUCAACUGUAACAGUCUGGGGCCUCAGUAUGUUUGCACAAAUUUCUGGACAUUUGUUUGCACAAACUGCAGUGGAAUACAUCGGGAGUUCACACAUCGAGUAAAAUCAGUAUCAAUGGCCAAAUUUACUUCGCAAGAAGUUACUGCCCUUCAAGAAGGGGGAAAUAAGCGUGCGAAGGAGAUCUAUUUUAAAGAAUGGGAUCCACAACGUCAUUCUGUUCCUGAUAGCAGUAACGUUGAGAGACUUCGCGACUUUAUUAAGCAUGUGUAUGUGGAUAGAAGAUUUACAGGCGAGAGGAGCCAUGACAAGUCUCCAAGGACAAAGAUGGGUGAGAAGGAAGAUGUUUAUGAAAACAGGAGAACAGAUGCAUAUCAAGGAGGGUCUCGAAGCCCACCAUAUGAAGAUACAUUUGAACGUCGUUACAGUGAAAGGUCUAGUCCUGGUGGAAGAAAUUAUGAUGAAAGAAGAAGUCCUGGAUAUGAUCAAGAAAGUAGGCAAUACGGUGAUUAUAGGAGAAGUCCCGUUCGCCCUGAGGUUGUCAAUGAUUGGCGUCGAGAGGAUAGAUUUGGAAAUGGGAGGAGACUCGAAGACCGUAGGGAAUCUGAUGGAGAUUCUAAGUGGGAAGGCAGAUCACCUGAUCAACCUAAAGAUCUAAAUUCAUCCAGUCCCCCUAUUGUGCGGCCUGUGAGAGAAAUUUUAGGAGAUAAUGUAUUACCUCUCCGCAUAAGUGAACCUCCAAAAGCCAAUGGUGGCAGGGCUGCCGAUGGCUCUGCACAUACACAGAGAACCGCAUCUUCCAGUAGCUUGGGAUCCAAUACUGGGAAUACAGCUGAAGUCAAAGUUGAAAAUGCUGGAAGCUUAAUUGAUUUUGAUGCUGAUCCUGAACCUCCAGUUGCUCCAGCAGUUCCACAAGUACAACAAACUUUGAUGACUCAACCCACUGCACAUCCAGCAACUUCUAACAACGAUAAUAAUUGGGCCUCUUUUGAUAUUGCACCUGUGGUGAAAGUCUCUCAGACCCCUUCAAAUGUGAAUACAUUGGAAUCUAUGUUAUCACAAUUAUCAGUUUCAGCAUCUGUGCCUAGUCAUGCUUUUGGAACUCCCGGUGGUGCUGGUUCUCUGACAACUGCACACACUGGCAACAUGACAAUGUCACCUCUCAGUGGUGAUUUAGUUGCUGCACCUGUAGGGAAUACACCUGUGUUGCCCUUUAGUGCCAGUGCUCCUGUUGCUGUAUCGGUUUUGUCGAUGUUUCCCCCUGGUGGUGUACCAGCAAAUUCCCCUGGAUUGACACCAGUCAAUGGUGGUAACCCUGUUGUCACAGUUCCAGGUUCUGGGCAAGGGCCUAAUAUGCAGCAUCAACAGGCUUCUUUCUUCCCUGCUACCGGUAGUCAGUCUACUGCUCAGCAAUAUAUGCCAUCAGUUGAUGUAGCUUCGAGCAAUCAGUGGAAUCUAUCACUUACCAGUAGUGCACAAGGCCCUUCAAGUACUCCAGCUGCUCAAGUACCACAAGUUGUCUCAAAUCUGGCACAUUUGCCCACUUCUGGUGAUGUGUCUCAACCUUCUGUUUUGGAAGUAAAAUCCAAUGCAAGAAAAGAACUGCCUGCGGAUCUUUUCGCUGCAACCUAUUCAUCCUUCCCUGCAUCAGUUCCAGCAUGGCAAACUGGUCGACCCCCUGGUAUGGGGUUCAAUAUGCACUAUACCAUGUCGGUGCCCACUUUUCAACAGUCAAAAUCUACAAACCCGUUUGACUUCAACAGUGAACCACCUCCAGUUCAAGCCCCAACGUUUCCCUCCAUGGCGUCCUUGCAAGGUGCUCUGCCAAAUGUCCCACCUGCAUCUGGUUUCAUGCGGAAUUCCAGCUAUGGUACUCCUUCAGCAUGGUUGCCUCCACAGGCAUCUCUGUACACAUCAAUGUUGCCUCCGCAGGCACCAUCUUACACAUCAGCAAUACCUCCAAGGGCAUACAUGGGUCAACAAGUAGCUAGUAACAUGCCACCUCCAAGGCAUCAAGGAGUAGGGGGUUUUGGCAAUGAUGGGGCUGCUUUUGGCUCUUUAAAUAUGGAUCCGCAGCAGGCGUUAAGAUACUCUGCUCCCGCUACCCCAAAUUCCUUCUCGGCUGUUGGUGGAAACCCAUUUGGAUGAGGAUGUGAAAAAGAAAGCUUAUCCAACGCCAUUUAGUUCAAUCAUCAUCUUAUUGCUCCCUGUCAAGUUGCCGGGUGGAAAGUUUUGGUUUCUAUAUUGUGGUAGUUUUUUUGUGAAGAUAGCCAGCCAAAGAAGAGAUUUGUUGUGUCCCCCCUGCAUAAAAGUCAUAUAUUCAAAUUGGCCGCGUAGGAUUUGUUCGAAUGCUGUAGGGUGAGGGAGGGAGGUGCAGAAGGCUACCGCCCCAUGGAGGCACGGGGUAUAUAUUUUGCGUGGCCAUGGUGCUAAUUGGUAUUUGUGAUGAUCCAUUGCACAAUACGUGUGUUUGUUUGAUGCACUUAGAAGAAUCUGUAUAAUUAAUUCUAUCAUCCGAGUCUUUGUAUUGUUGUGUGAUUUCGCAAUCUCUUUCAUUUGUGGUCAGCUGUCCGCGUCUGUGAAAUUAUAUGAAAGAAUAAAUACAGUGAUGGCAUGGUAUAUUAGUUUGUAUUAUAUUAUUAUCAAAUAGUGAGAUGUUUUUCUUCCGGUGACAGUUGGUUUUCUUGCC
This is a messenger RNA of Juglans regia (Persian walnut), 3044 nucleotides long. RefSeq names its product probable ADP-ribosylation factor GTPase-activating protein AGD14. The coding region runs from base 278 to 2503 and encodes 741 amino acids. The record is from RefSeq and is a predicted model, not a curated record. Gene Ontology annotation, molecular function: GTPase activator activity. The transcript has 14 exons. Lineage: Eukaryota; Viridiplantae; Streptophyta; Magnoliopsida; Fagales; Juglandaceae.